CACGGCGCGCGAGCACGAGCGAUGCCGACGACGAUGUCGACGUCCGCGACAGCCUUCGCCGCGGCGUGCGCGGCGGCGUCGUCGUCGCCGCGCUCGAGGACGCGCGCCGGCGCGCCUCGGUGCGCGCGUCGUCUUCGGAUCUCUCGCUCGUCGCGCCAGCGCGCGUGGACGACGAGAAAAACGAACGCGACGCGCGCGGCGGCGAACGCCGACGACGACGACGACGCCGGAGGAGGAGGAGGAGGAGGAUCCUCCGCGCCGCCCUCCGCGUCCGACGCGCUCGCGGAGAGACUCGCGAAGGCGAAGGCGUACAGAGACGCCGUGAACAAGCAGUCCGCGUCGAUGGGGAAACCGAGCGAGAUGGCGGACGCCGUGAAGGAAGCCAUCGCGCGCGCGGAGCGCGCCAAGGCGUCCGCGAACGACGCGUCCUCCCCGACGCCGAGCGGCCCGAAGGAGGUCAAGGUGAAGAUCCUGACGCGAAACGCGGACUACAAUCCGUUCGGGGAAGACGAGGCGGUCGUGGGGAGAGAGUCAGAGACGGGCGAGGUGUUCAGGCCCGAGGCGGGCGGCGCGUUCCGCGGCGACGGCCCGACGGCGGCGCAGGCGGAGAUGCUGCGGAGCGGCGGGCGGCGACGCGAGAGAGGCUUGGGGAGCGAGGAGGCGAACGCGGAGCCCGUGGAGGCGCGUCCGAAGCUGGAGAUUUCGAAACCCCCGGGCGAGGGCGAGGACGCGGAGAACGGCGAGUCGAACUACAAACCGUCCGUCAGCACGUGGGGCGUGUUCCCGCGACCGGAUAACAUCAGCGAGGCGUACGGCGGCGGGAAGACGAUUAAGGCGGGGGAGUUCGUUCCCGAGACGGAGGAGGAAAAGGAAGCGCGACGGAAGCGCGUCAGGGAUAAGUUGAAACAGUUUCGCUCGAACGCCGGGAUAGAGGUGUCCAACGGGACGAUCGUGCGGUGGCAAGCCGCGCUCACCGAGGCCAAGUCGUUGAUGUCCCAGGGCAAGCUCCAGGCGUCGUACGAGCUGUUAGAGCCGAUCGUGAAGGUGGAGAACAUCUCGCCCAAGCUCGAGAUCGGCGGGGACAUGAUCUUCAACUACGCGGUGUGCUUAGACUCCUGCGGCCGCCGAGAGGAAGCGUUGGAGAUGUACAAGCGGUGCGUCGGGUGUCCGCACGGGAAAGUGUCCAAGAUGGCGGAUCGCAUGAUCUGGGGGAUGACGACGGCGUCGAAGAAGAUGAAGGCGGACCAGUUCGACUACGACGGCAUCAAGGACAAGUACGACCCGUUCCUCAUCAAGAUGACCACGGAGCGCCAGGACUGGAAGAUCGAGUCGGACCCGGAGGAAGAGGAGGCGCUGAAAAAGGUCACCGCCGCGUCCGUCGCGUUCGUCGUCGCGCUGCCGCUCGCGAUGGGCGCUCUGAUUUACGCCUCGCGGUUUUAA
Micromonas pusilla CCMP1545 is the source of this 1440-nucleotide messenger RNA. RefSeq lists its product as uncharacterized. The transcript has a single exon. NCBI's taxonomy places the organism in Eukaryota, Viridiplantae, Chlorophyta, Mamiellophyceae, Mamiellales, Mamiellaceae. Bases 22 to 1440 code for a protein of 472 amino acids. The record is from RefSeq and is a predicted model, not a curated record.